Messenger RNA from Propithecus coquereli (Coquerel's sifaka), 998 nucleotides. RefSeq names its product protein DGCR14-like. NCBI's taxonomy places the organism in Eukaryota, Metazoa, Chordata, Mammalia, Primates, Indriidae. The record is from RefSeq and is a predicted model, not a curated record. Gene Ontology annotation, cellular component: catalytic step 2 spliceosome.
GCGGUCCUGGGAUAGCGAUGGAGACGCCGGGCGUAUCCGCCCCGGCCCGGUUGCUCCCUGCUGGGUCUGGGCCCCGUAGGAAGCGCGCGACUGGGGAGGCUGGGGCUACAACGAGCAAGCAACGGAUCCUAGACGAGGAAGAGUAUAUCGAGGGCCUCCAGACAGUCAUCCAGAGGGAUUUCUUUCCUGAUGUGGAGAAGCUGCAGGCCCAGAAGGAGUACCUGGAGGCCGAGGAGAAUGGAGACUUGGAACGGAUGCGCCAGAUUGCCAUCAAGUUUGGUUCUGCCCUGGGCAAGAUGUCCCGAGAGCCCCCGCCACCCUAUGUGACUCCAGCCACAUUUGAAACCCCUGAGGUGCACACGGGCACUGGAGUGGUGGGCAGCAAGCCCAGGCCCCGAGGCCGAGGCUUGGAGGAUGGAGAGGCUGGCGAAGAGGAGAAGGAGCCUCUGCCGAGCCUGGACGUUUUCCUGAGCCACUGCACAAGCGAGGACAAUGCCUCCUUCCAGGAGAUCAUGGAGGUGGCCAAGGAGAAGAGCCGGCGCCACGCCUGGCUCUACCAGGCUGAGGAGGAGUCUGAGAAGAGGGAGAAAGAUAACCUCGAGCUCCCAUCGGCAGAGCAUCAAGCUGUCGAGGGCAGCCAGGCAGGCGUGGAGACCUGGAAGUACAAGGCCAAGAACUCCCUCAUGUACUACCCCGAGGGUGUCCCUGAGGAAGAGCAGCUGUUUAAGAAGCCCCGGCAGGUGGUGCAUAAGAACACACGCUUCCUUCGGGACCCCUUCAGCCAGGCUCUGAGCAGGUGCCAGCUCCAGCAGGCGGCUGCCCUCAAUGCCCAGCACAAACAGGGCAAGGUGGGCCCCGACGGGAAGGAGCUCAUCCCUCAGGAGUCCCCCCGAGUGGGCGGAUUUGGAUUUGUUUCCACCCCUUCUCCUGCCCCGGGUGAGAAACGCGCUCCUGGCAAGCGGGCCCACUGCUGGGACUGCCUGGGGGGAGGGACCUAG